AUGACUAGUAAGCCGGCUACACCAGCUACACCGAAAGUUAAGGGUAGAAUUGUCGAUGUUAACGCAACACCCAUGAGAAUGACCCCCAAACGAGAAGCAAAGUCUAAUAAUCCGUACUGUACAAAGUAUGAUGAUGAUCAAGCCGCAGACGGUGAGGAUAGCAGCAACCGUAAACGGAAGUUGUCUGGCCACAGCAGCGACCGACCAAACAAAACUCUUGGCCUUGGAGGUAAGGAACCCAAGAGUAAGGAAGAAAAGGGUUUACCUGAAG
Messenger RNA from Sphaeroforma arctica JP610, 271 nucleotides. RefSeq lists its product as hypothetical. The record is from RefSeq and is a predicted model, not a curated record. The transcript has a single exon. The annotation marks the transcript as partial. NCBI's taxonomy places the organism in Eukaryota, Ichthyosporea, Ichthyophonida.